This is a messenger RNA of Linderina pennispora, 1506 nucleotides long. Its product is annotated as actin-related protein 6. The record is from RefSeq and is a predicted model, not a curated record. The transcript has a single exon. The coding region runs from base 65 to 1300 and encodes 411 amino acids. Gene Ontology annotation, molecular function: nucleosome binding. NCBI's taxonomy places the organism in Eukaryota, Fungi, Kickxellomycota, Kickxellomycetes, Kickxellales, Kickxellaceae. Gene Ontology annotation, cellular component: Swr1 complex.
UUUUUUUUUGAUGUCAUGUAAUAUCGUCGCCUGUCUGUAUAGUUUACACUGUUUAUUCUGACGUAUGAGACGGACACUGGUGCUUGACAACGGGUCGCAUGCCAUAAAGGGCGGAUAUGCUAGUAGCGACAGCGAUGCUGGCCCGCGAGUGAUUCCAAACACAGUGACACGGACGAAGCGAACAAAGCGAGUCUACGUGGCCGAUCUAAUCGACAAGAGCUCAGACCUGUCGGGACUGUACUACCGCUCGCCGUUUGAGCGCGGGUACCUAGUGCGAUGGGACGCUGAGAUUGCCGUGUGGGACCGCAUAUUCAGCAACGAUGUGAUCGGGUGUACACCGACAGACACCGACCUGAUAGUCACCGAACCUGUGUUCAAUUUCCGGCCAAUCCAGCGGACCAUGGACGAGAUCCUGUUCGAGGAGUACCGGUUUCCGUCACUGAUCCGCACCACAGCGACCAAGCUGGCCACCAUUGGGGCAGCCGAUGUCAUUUAUGGCGACACCAAGGAGCCGGACUGCGUGCUGGUAGUUGAUGUCGGCCAUGCAUUCACAUAUGUGGUCCCGUAUGUCAACGGGAAGCAAGUAUCGGCAGGGGUGCGGCGGCUAGACAUUGGCGGGCGCAUCCUGACAAACUACCUGAAAGAAACCGUGUCGUUCCGGUACUGGGACAUGAUGGAUGAGACGUACAUCAUGAACGCAGUCAAAGAGAAGUGCUGCUUUGUGUCGCAGGAUUUCUACCGCGACCUGGAGACGGCGCGCGGGUGCAGUGGUGGACGCGGAGUGCGCAGCAACCCGCUGGGUCUGGAGUACGUGCUCCCCGACUUUACACACUCGAAGCAAGGGUUCAUCAGGGGCCGGGGCGGCGACGUCGAGCAGCUCAUGAGCGACACGCAGAUCCUUCCGCUGUGCAACGAGCGGUUCGCCAUUCCUGAAGCGCUCUUCCAUCCGGCGGACAUUGGGCUUGAGCAGGGCGGGCUUCACGAGACAGUCAUCCAGGCGGUCAAUGCCUGCCCAGAGGCGACGCGUGGCGUCCUGCUGUCGAACAUUCUGCUGGUGGGUGGCACUGCAGCGCUGCCGGGGCUGGAGCAGCGGCUGCAGAGCGAGGUCCAGGCACUGGCUCCGUGCCGGGUCCAGGUGACGGCUCCACAGCACCCGGCGCUGCAGGCGUGGCAGGGCGGACGGGCCCUGGCGCGGGGAACUGCAGCGGCGGCGGGUCGUGGCGAUUGGCGAUUGACCCGCGAGCAGUACGAGGAGAUUGGCCCUGAUCGCGCUGUUGCCCAUUUCGAAGGCUUCGAUUAAUUGACAAGAGCGCCCGCUCUAUUUGCAUCCCGGUCUCGCUCACAUCUGGGCAACCACAGCGGGCCGUGGAAAGAGGACGAAAAAGUUUUUCCUGGCAAAUCCUCCAAAGAAAUCCCUGGGCAAAGGCGCAAGUGCGCGCCCUUCUCUGGAAAAUUUUUUUUUGGCAUAGUUGCGUCUUCUCUUCUCUUUCUGUCCGCCUUGCCAAU